Messenger RNA from Calypte anna (Anna's hummingbird), 1926 nucleotides. Its product is annotated as basic proline-rich protein-like. Lineage: Eukaryota; Metazoa; Chordata; Aves; Apodiformes; Trochilidae. The coding region runs from base 1 to 1038 and encodes 345 amino acids. The transcript has 4 exons. The record is from RefSeq and is a predicted model, not a curated record.
AUGAUAACAGGACCAGGCAGCAAAGAGAGCAGCUUUCCAAGGGUCCUGUGUGUGUGGUGGCUGCUCUGUGGGGCUCAGGGUGCCCUUCUUGGUCUGACAGCCACAGCAGCUGUGGGAUCUGCUGGUGCUCCUGUGCCCCAGGCAGCCAUCGCCUCCAGUGAGAAACAGGGAAAUGGGAGAGGUGAACGAGUGAGAAAGGGUCAUCUUUGUAAAAAUGCCAUUGCCAUUUCUGGAACUGCAGUGGAAGUCGAAGACCUGAACGAGAACAGCAGCCUCGGUCUGCUAAUACUUUUUAGUCAUGACUUUACUGGAGCCUCCUUAUUUGAAGAAACUGUCCCUGGCUGGAGUCUGAGGACACCGGCCCCUCCUGCCCGGGGCACACGGGGCAGCAGUGCCUGCGGAUGGGAGGGACGUCUGGAGGUCCCCUGUGCCCACCUAGGGGCGGCCUGCCCAGGCUUUCGACGGAGACCUGAGAACCUUCCAGGGUCCCCUGAGCUGGGUGACCCCCAUAGGCUGGUAGACACCUGCCCCCCUCCCAGCAGCGAGCAGAGGCCCGUGUUCUUCACCGCUGUCCCGCCUGAGGGCAGAGCCGGGCCCGCAGCGGUGGAGGCUGAUCCGAGAGAGAAAGGGAGGGCAGCUCCUCACAGACCCAGCGCUGACCUACGGCGGGCACCGUCCUUCCCCCGCACACCACCUCCUGGCCUCCGGCUGGGGACGCCAGCCCGCGGCUCCGCGCACCCCUCGGCCCGCUCCCGGCUGCCGCCGGAACCGCCACGGGAGCCGGGAGGGAGCUGGGACGCACAGAGACGCGGGGUUCCCUCACAGCCGCAGCGGCCGGACCUUGCGCUCUCCCCUCCCCUCAAGCCGCCUCCUCCCCUCCACCCUCUCACGCUGCAGCCUCGGGUGGGUCCUGAAGCGAUCCGAGCUGCCGUCCUUGCCCUACGUGAGGCGGAGGAGCGACGGGGAGCGGUAGCCGGCGUUGGCAGCGGCGGGAGGCAGCGAGGAGCUUACCGGCGGCCACGCAGCGAGAAGGAGUAGAGAGGAAGAAGGGAUGCUGUUUGCCGUCUCUCCGCCGUUGAAGUGACUCGUCCCCUGCCCGUGGGGGGCACUCGCAGCGGGGGCCGGGGCGGCCUGUGCCCGCAGCUGGCAGCCCUGCACUACCCGCCCUGAGUAAGCAGGGCACAGCCGAAGAGAGGGGCAGCCUCUCCCGCUGGCCCGCCCUGGGCUCCCUCGCCCUGCUGUGCCCAUGGAAGGACCAACCCCACAGCGCUGAAGCACGCCGACGAGAGGAUUUGCUGCGCGUGGUUGUUUUUGUGGUUUUUUUUCAUUUUUUUCUCUCCCCUCUCAUUUUUGCCUUGUUGGUGUGCCUGCAGACUUUUGCUUUUUUUUACAAUUUUUUUUUUUAAACUCCCCCUUCCCUGUGGCUCUUGCUUUUUUUCUUCGGGUUUUCCGGAAAGAAAGCUGCGCUACGGAACCUGGCACCGACCCGCCGCCGCUCCUGCAGGGCGAGGAGGAGGAGGAGGAACCGCUACGCUGGCUCCCAGGGCGGCUUCCCCGGCUGGGAAAAUGAGGUUGCUGAGACGCUGGGGCCUGAGUAGAGGAGGGAGGGAGAGGAAACCUGCUGCUGCAGAGCUGUGAGCUGCCUAGGAAAGUGUGUGCGUGCGCGGAGGAGGGGGGAGAAGCAGAUUUGUCCCCCCCACCGCGGACCCUCUCUCGGUUUUCUCUCCCCUUGGCGGGGCGGUUUGGGGGACUUGCCUCAGAGACUUCUGUGAUUGAAGGGAUUUUGCAGGAAGCGCUCCUCAGCCUGGUACAAGCUGUGUGGUUUCUCUUUUGUGCUCGCUUGUUCCUGUUUUUUUUUUUUUUUUACUUUUUUAUUAUUUUUAAUCAUACUUUGCUCUGGAAUAAGGGAAGCGUUUUAUCUCCGGA